Molecule: messenger RNA, 1601 nt
Organism: Danio aesculapii
Lineage: Eukaryota; Metazoa; Chordata; Actinopteri; Cypriniformes; Danionidae
Exons: 4
Coding region: 228-926 (232 amino acids)
Biological process (GO): immune response
Cellular component (GO): membrane
Molecular function (GO): tumor necrosis factor receptor binding
Source: RefSeq, a predicted model, not a curated record
CUCAGGCAAAAGGAAUUUGACUGAGAGCCAAUAAGCGCAGGUCUUGCGUGAUCUCAGAUCAGGAAGCCACACUGGUAUGACUGGACUGAGGGCUCCAUCGUGUUUUCACUGCGCCGAAACUGCACGAGUGGGCUGUUGGUUUGUUUUGGGCGUUGAAGAAAACACGUGGGAGAAUCGUGUAUAUAAAGAGUGGAUGUAAUGAUGUGGCGAUUAUUAAACCACCAGUUAUGGAGAAGGCAAACGAACAAGCAGACAUGGUUUUAAUAGUGUCCGAGCCGGAGAGCCGCCUGCGGUUACAGUACCGCUCACUGCGGCGACAAGUGUUAUUCAUCCAGACCUUCAGCGUGCUGUUCUGCGUCACCUGCUGCACUUUCACGCUUAUGUAUCACGCAAACGCGUCCAUCUGCAAGGAAAAUAUCACUGAACAGCCACCUAGAACUGAGAUGCAGCGCAUUGAAUUUAAUCAAAGAGACACAACUUUCAUUCGUCUAAAAGUCAAAGACAGACUUGAUGUUAAGACAGGAGAUGUGCCAUGGUACAAGUUCACAACACAAGAUCUUCCAGAUUAUAGUGGAUACUUCACUUUGGCUGAAGAUGGUAAAUCUCUUGAAGUCCAUCGAUUGGGAACAUACAAAGUCUCUCUACAGAUUACGUACAGAGGACUUGAUAACUACAUCAAUGAAACCAUUCUGCAGCAGGAUAUUGUAAAAUAUCCUGACGGCUAUGAUGGACGCAUUCUUCUGCUCACUUCCACUGAAACGUUGAACUUUACAUCCCGGUACUGGAGAAAGAGUCUGUUGUCUGAAGGUAUUUUUUCUCUUCAAGCUGGGGAUAAACUCAUAGUAGCGUCCAACAAUCUGCCCCUCAUUGACAUUUCUCACCAAACAACUUUCUUUGUGGUUUAUCCACAUUUUUCAUCAUGGUGAAAAUUAAAGUAAUGAUGUAUUAUAUUUAUCUGUCUGAGAUUAGUUUUAGAUUCAGUCAUUUGGAUCUCAGAUAUGUUGUAUGGAAGAACAAAAAAUACAGGUACAAUGAUGGUGUCAUGGUAAAACUGUGGUACUUUGAAAUAUACCAGCACUGCUGUGUUAUGACAUGCUACUUUAAUUCACUCUUACCAAAACCAUAGUACCUGCUGUUGUUGUUUUUUUUAAUGACAGGAUUGUUGCUGCACAGUUCAUAUCAGGCAUUGACUUGCAUUUUUAAAAGCUAUGUUUGAAAGCAGUUCAGUUGUGGAGGACUUGUAAUUUUAUUGUAUUUUAAGUGAAUGAUGUCUGUCAAAGUGCAUAAACAUAUGUAAACAUGUUCUAAAAGCUUAGGGUUUGAGGUUUUAAUUCAAAGGUUCAAGAAAAGAAUAUGGAGUUAUGAGAAUGACCCAUAUCUCUAUACUAUCCCUAUAUUCACUUAUUUAGUGACUCUCUGCUCUGUUGUGUUUUUAUGGUGCUUCAUGGGUGCUGUCAUAGUUAUUAGAUGACUAUAAAUUACUUUUGGGUUUGCAAUUUACCGAAAUCAACAAGUAUCGUUUUGUAGGGACUUGCAUGAAGGAUCAUCUCAUGUACAUAUUCGAAGUUGCUUAUUUAUUUGGACAAAAGUCAUCAAUAAAU